AUGAAUGCUGAUGCUGUGAAAGCUAUUGAAUUUUUCAGAGAUGAUAGGUCUCUUGGCAUACAGAACAAGGCCAGGAAAAUGCUGGAGGUACUUGGCAAGAAUGGGCUGGUAUAUGAGCAGGAGAUCCACACCAGCCAACUCAGUGUGCAUCCACACAACCGCUCUGGUGGCAUGGUCAAUGCUGCUGAUGUGCAUAGCAGGGGCUGCCAGGCUUUGAAAGUGGGAUGGGCGAAUGAGAGGUUGAGUGAAAGCUGGUGCAUAGAGCUCAGCAUCGAGAAGAAGACAAGAGAUGCCCAGCUCAAGGCCAUGGAAAUGCUGGUAGAAGGGGCUGAUGGCAAACUUGCACCCCUGGCUGGCAAAGAAAGGUGGCUUACAUUGAGCUCAAGCCACAUGAGUCAGUUUGUGAAGUCUGUCCAUGCUGGAUGUCAAACUGAAGAGGAAGCCUUUGACAAGGUUUUUUCUGCAGAGCACAUCAUGCAGGAGUACCAGGACCCUGCUUUUGCAAAGGCUUUGAAUGUUGGCUGGACUUGGGAAUGCCUUGCUGCCACAGUAGAAGUUGAAGCACCAUGGUUUCCAGCCUUUUUGCAAGCAGCUUUGAACUCCUCCAACCACAUUGCUGGCCAAGUGACAGAAAUGGAGCUGGCCAUGUCAAUGGCUAUGAACUAUGCCAGAACACACAAUUUGGAAGAUUCUGUGGAAGCUUGCCAGUCCUAUUCACCUUUGCGCUACUUGGAUGUGGUUGGUGAGUUUGUGGCACACCAUGGGGGAGGCGCUGGCUUCCCUGUUAUCAAGCUGCUGUCUGCCAUAGAAACAACUUUUGGAGGAUCAAUGAUGCUGGGAGAAGAGCUCUUCACUGCAAUAGUGAAAACAGACUUUGGGAAGGAAUCUUCUUUUCCCAUGGUUCGAUGUUGCUUCAUGGCAGCAGCUUUGAGUAGCGCCAAGCAAAGGGAUGGCAUAAGCAGAUUGCUGGUUCGAUCUGACAUUGACAAAAUGAAGUCAGCAGCCAACAAAGAGAAUUUGCUGCCCACAGAGAAGAUGGCCACACUGCUGCUGGAAGAUUUGCAAAAGUCUCCCAAGGGCCUGCUUCACAAGGACCAUGUCAAGCUGCUGGGGCGCUUCUUGAUCAGAACUGCCUUAUGGCUUUGCAGGAAAGAGGGCAAGGGAAGGGAAGCAAAAGUGUUUGGCUCCUUGUCUGAGAUACAUUCUGCCUACCAGUCUGAAUUGGACACUUUGCAGAGAACUGGAAGCCUUGGAGAUGAAAGCAAUGAUGCCAAGACCAUUGCUGAAGUGAGGUUCUCUUGGUUGAAGGCUGGCAAAAUGUACCAGAAAAAGGACCACUUCUACAUCUUUAGCCACUUCACAGCCACAUGUGGUGUUUUCCAAGAGCUCAACCUGGCUGGUGACAAGACCCAGAUGGCCAGAGCUCAAGAAUUUCAGGGAGAAGGGAAACUUGAUUUGAACUUGCUGGCCUUCACCAACACCCACAAAGUGCUGGCUGCAAAGCAGAUCAAGAAUGUGCUGAAAGUUUUCCCUUAUGGCAACAUUACCAAAGUCAAGGCUGAUAAGGUGGACAAGCUGGACAAGAAAUCUGUGCUGGUGGUUCAGGGGACUGGUGCUAGGUACCAAAUUUCAGCUCCCAGAGUGGAUGUGGCCAAAGAAACUGGAAGCAUACCAGUUUUCUUUUGGGUUGGUUGCACUGAGGAGGAGGAAGAUGCCAAUAUGGAAUUGGUGGAAAACAAAUACAGUGGCUGGCUCACCAUGCCAUGCUUGAGAUCUAAAGGUAAAAUCGAUGCAGGCUCCCAGCUCUUGUACUACAAGGCUCCACAAAAAGAGGAGCCAAAAGGGAAGAAGAGGAAAGCCAAGCAGGACAUUUGA
This is a messenger RNA of Durusdinium trenchii, 1875 nucleotides long. NCBI's taxonomy places the organism in Eukaryota, Dinophyceae, Suessiales, Symbiodiniaceae. The record is from the annotation of a GenBank genome assembly.